CAUCCCCCACAAUGCCCCGAGACCAAGUUGCCCAGUGACGCACUUGUGCUACGUGUCAGGAAGCUUUACAUCCAACAUGGCGGCGCAGCAGAGCGAUGUAGACGAACUUUUCGAUGUAAAAAAUGGCUAUUACAUCGGCAGUUAUCAACAAUGUAUUAACGAGGCUCAGAAGGUGAAGCCUUCAACACCAGAGAAGGAGGUUGAGAGAGACAUGUUUUUGUACAGAGCAUACAUUGCCCAGAGGAAAUAUGCUGUUGUUCUGGAUGAUAUCAAGUACAACUCUCCACCUGAGCUCCAGGCUGUCCGGAUGUUUGCAGAGUAUCUCUCCAGCGAUAAUAAAAGGGAUGCAAUUGUUGCUGAUCUUGACAAAAAAAUGUCAAAGAAUGUGGAUGCCUCCAACACCACCUUUCUUCUGAUGGCUGCCUCCAUUUACUAUCAUGAGAUGAACACCGAUGCUGCUCUGAGGACUCUUCAUCAAGGGGAAAGCCUGGAAUGCAUGGCCAUGACGAUCCAAGUGCUGCUGAGUCUUGAUCGCGUUGACCUGGCAAGGAAAGAGUUGAAGAAGAUGCAGGAGCAGGAUGAGGAUGCUACACUCACCCAGUUGGCUACAGCUUGGGUCAACAUUGCAGUGGGCGGGGAAAAGCUGCAGGAUGCGUAUUACAUUUUCCAGGAGAUGUGUGACAAGUACUCUUCCACACUGCUGCUCCUCAAUGGGCAGGCUGCUUGUUACAUGGCUCAGAACAAGUGGGAGGAGGCUGAGGGAGUUCUGCAGGAAGCACUUGACAAGGACAGCAGCCAUCCUGAGACGUUGAUCAACCUCAUUGUGCUGACUCAGCAUCUGGGUAAAGCCCCCGAGGUAACCAAUCGCUACCUGUCUCAGCUGAAAGAUGCACACAGGACCCACCCCUUUCUGAAAGACUACUUAUCCAAGGAGAAUGAGUUUGACAGACUAGCGAUGCAGUACACUCCCGCCGCCACCGCUUGAUCCUUCAGCAUGAACAUUGUUACCCAUGGUGUCCCUGGCUUUCUUACUUCUGUCUGAUGAAGAAAAUUGAAUUUAGACGGUCUUGUGUUUUAUUCGUUUGAACAAUACUAGUCAAACUCUUUCACAAAACAUUCCCUUGGGGUCAUAAUAAAUUCUUGAUGCUUUGAUGUCUGUGUGUGUUU
Synchiropus splendidus (mandarinfish) is the source of this 1167-nucleotide messenger RNA. RefSeq names its product COPI coat complex subunit epsilon (gene cope). The record is from RefSeq and is a predicted model, not a curated record. Gene Ontology annotation, molecular function: structural molecule activity; protein binding. NCBI's taxonomy places the organism in Eukaryota, Metazoa, Chordata, Actinopteri, Syngnathiformes, Callionymidae. The transcript is spliced from 10 exons. Gene Ontology annotation, cellular component: COPI vesicle coat. The coding region runs from base 77 to 985 and encodes 302 amino acids. Gene Ontology annotation, biological process: intra-Golgi vesicle-mediated transport; retrograde vesicle-mediated transport, Golgi to endoplasmic reticulum; endoplasmic reticulum to Golgi vesicle-mediated transport.